CAACACACCUGCGUAACAACCGGCAAUAGAUUAGGUGAGUCAUUUCGGUAAGUCUCUACCGCGAAUCUUUCCGCGAAUCUUACCAAGGAUCUUUCCUUAAGACGGGAACACAAUCAUGAAGACUCUAAGGAGAUAGCACAGCGCUACGGACAGGAAUCAUAAGGACCGAGGGGAAUUUCGUUUUAGAGUGGAUGCCGUAGACUCCUAACCAGUGCUUUCCGUGACAUUUUGGCUAUUUCAAAAAUCACACACACACCGGAUCAAAACAACAACAUGAUAGCGAGGUGGAUCGAUGACAAGUUACGGCGCAUGUUCUACCAUGUCGGCCGGGCGGUCGCCUUCCUCCCGGCUCCCUUCAUCCUCCUCCCGCUCAUCGCUUCGGGCCUCCUCGGCUACUUCGGGAUCAGCAAGCUGGCCAUCAGCGACGACUUAGAAUAUCUCUUCACCCCGGAGAACAACCAAGCCAGGCUAGACAGGGACGCUAUGGAGGCAGUAGAUUUCUUCCCCACCGACAACGUUGCCUGGGGAUCGACGGCACGGGUCAUCAUCCAAGCCGCCGACGGAAAAGACGUCCUCUUCCGAGACGACGUCUUCGCAGAAGUCUUAAGAUUCCACAACGUCUUGCGGACUACAAACACAACGUCUGGAGUAUCAUUCGACGACCUGUGUAUUCGCGUCACCGACGGUUCGUGUGUUGUUAGUAACGCUCUACAGUUGAUGAUAGACACUGGGUCCGGAACGAACCUCACAGACAUCAACCUCACCUUCCCGUAUUACAACCCUAACGGCUUAAACUAUACCCUAGGACUCUACCUCGGAAACGAACUCGGAGGAGUGGAGUUCGGACCUGACAGAAGAACAGUCCUGUCCAGUACAGCCCUUCAGUUUGUCUAUAUUAUAUCAGGACAGUGGAGCACUUGGACAGACACGUUUCUCCAAGUCUGUUCAGAGUUCGAUUCCGAUAAGAUAACCGUGAAUUACAACACGUAUAGGUCUCUGAACGACGAACUGCUAGCCCUGCCGACUAGGGUGAUUCCCUACUUGGUGGCAGCGGUGGGAUUGUUGGUGCUGUUUUCCGUAGCGUCGUGUAUGAUGCUGGACUGGGUUCUCACCAAGCCGUGGUUGGCCUUCAUGGGCGUGCUGUCGGCUCUUCUUGCUAUUGUUUCAUCCUUUGGACUGGUUCUUCUGACGGGAGAACAAUUCUCAACGCUAGUCGCCGUGGUCCCUUUUUUACUGAUAGGAGUGGGAGUGGACGACAUGUUCGUCAUGAUCGCCGCCUGGCGGAAGUGUGACGUACGACUUCCGGUGCAGGAGCGCAUGGGACGUGCCAUGUCAGACGCCGCUGCCUCCAUCACCAUCACGUCCAUCACCGACUGUGUGGCGUUCGCCGUCGGCGUCAUCAGCGUCUUCCCGUCCGUACGGAUCUUCUGUACCUACGCCGCCAUCGGAGUCGCCUUUGAUUACUUGUAUCAGAUCACCUUCUUCGCCGCCAUUAUGUCGCUGGCUGGUCGGCGGGAGAGAGCCAACCGCCACUGCUUCACCUGCUGCCCCGUCCUCCCGAAAUCACAGGCACGCAACAAGAACGCCGCCUACCGACUCUGCUGCGCAGGGGGCGUGUCCAGAGAAGACAACCCAAGCAACAACCAAGUUGUCAACAAGGACCCUUUCCUGACCACAAUAUUGUAUAAGUACCUAGCACCUACGAUAGUCAAAACACCAUCAAAGGUUAUCCUAUUCAUACUAUACGCUGGUUAUUUGGGAGUGGCUAUCUGGGGUUGUUUUCAAGUAAACGUUGGACUUAGAUUUCAAAGCCUCGCCGCUGACGACUCCUACGUCGUAGCCUUCCACAAUCCAGAGGAGGCUUAUUUCAAAGAUUACGGUCCCAAAAUAGAUAUAGUUAUAACCGAACCCGUGGAAUAUUGGACAACAGACGUGCAACAGGCUGUUUUGGAUAAACUAAAAGCCUUCGACGAGAGCCAGUAUUUCUACGACACAUCAGAAACCGCAGAGGUCUGGUUACGAGACUAUCUUCGCUUUCUGAAUCAGACUGGCAACUCACAUGCUGCAACUAACAAAACGGCCUUCAUGCAAAUUCUAGUGAACCAAUUCUUACCACAGUUUGGACGUCAGCAUCAAGUCACUUCUUUAAAGUUUGCAGACUUCUAUGAAAAUAUCACGGCAUCCCGGUUCUUUGUAAUACCGAAUAACGUGAAAACCAAAGAAAGGGAGAAGGAUAUGAUGAUAGAAGCGAGGAGUAUCGCAAGAAAAGGGCCAGUCAAAAUGGUCGCUUUCGCCACCGAGUUCAUAUUCGCAGAGCAGGUGGUCUCAAUCCUUCCUAGCACGCUCCAAACAGUUGGUAUAGCUGCAGCCGCCAUGUUUGUGGUGUCGUUCCUUUUCAUUCCGCACUGUGUCGCUACUGUUUUCGUGACCUUUGCCCUCGUUUCCAUCGACGUGGGGCUUGUGGGAUACAUGGCGCUGUGGGGGGUCCAACUUGACAUUGUCUCCAUGACGUCUAUCAUAAUCUGCAUAGGGUUUUCCGUGGACUUCUCAGCCCACAUCACUUAUGCUUACGUCAGUUCACAAGCUACGACGCCCACAGAAAAGCUCUCUGACGCGUUUCGUGCCGUCGGCAUGCCUAUCCUCCAAGCUUCUCUCUCCACCAUCCUCGGUAUGGUGGUCCUUGCCUUUUUCCCUGCCUACCUUUUCAAAGCUUUCUUUAAAACCAUUUUUCUGGUCAUGGCUUUUGGUGCCGCUCACGGACUGGUCAUCUUACCUACACUCUUGACCAUUCUACCCGACUGCGGCUCUAAACCGAGCGAGACUAAAGUCGCAGACGAGAAAAAUAUGACAAACAUAUUUUCAAACGGCCACCUCUCAAGUAACCUAUCCACACAUUCACUCAGCCCAUCUAAGAUGCAGAAUAAACCACAGCCUGUGAACGGUGCUAAACGCUCGUCCUCUCUUCCGACUGAUCUUAACCGGAAGCUGGGUACGGAUAAUCCGUAUUUUACUCCGGAAAUGCGCACGUGGCUCAAAUCGUUAAAAGAAAAGAAGACUGGGAUAGAUAACCCGGCCAUGGAUGGCCCCUCGAUUGAAGUGACGGAACUUUAGUGUCACUCAUUUCAGUGCAAUCAAACACUUUUUAAAAAUGUACAAAAGUUUUAUCUUUGUUGACAUUCAACCACUUGGCUCGCCCCUGUGGCGUCACCAAAAAGUGAUAUUAUGGACGGUGUCGUUCUUUUGUUCUUACAUGUUGACAAUUUGUGAAAGGACUUUUCCCUUUUUGACAAUUUGACAAAUGUGCAUUUUUGGAUGUUGCUAUUUACGUUUGAGAUAUGGAGAUUACAGUGCUCUUUUCUGUGUUAACACGACAGAUUAUUAUACAUUGUUGAUUGUCUAUUUCAUUGUUGAAUAUUUGCCAUAUUUUAUCAAUCUUUCUUGGAAUUUGCUUUGUACAUUUUUCAUUAAUUGUAUAUAUUCUAUUGUGUAAUUUAUUUAAAGGCAUAUGUAAACAAGAGAUUUUAGAUAGAUAUAUUCGGGAUUUUAGAUAAUAGAUAUUUAUAUACGGACGGAAUAAUUGUAUAAGUGAGUGUAUGUCACAUGUCUACUAUAUUGAUUACUGUUCGAAAUUGUCUAUUAAUUGUCUUUAUCAAGACGUUGUCAUUAAAGUCAUUAUGCAGAGGUGUCAAAUACUUAGUAGUAGCAUUUGGAUGCAUUUUCACGUGACUGUCAACCAAUCGAAUUGGCACAGUCAACAACCCAACUCACGGUUUAGAUCAGCCCAUUUGUAACAUGAUUUUUAAAAUCUCGUAUCUUCAUAAAAUAUAUUUGGAGCUUUUAAAGA
This is a messenger RNA of Branchiostoma floridae (Florida lancelet), 3844 nucleotides long. RefSeq names its product patched domain-containing protein 3-like. Gene Ontology annotation, cellular component: membrane. The record is from RefSeq and is a predicted model, not a curated record. Lineage: Eukaryota; Metazoa; Chordata; Leptocardii; Amphioxiformes; Branchiostomatidae. The coding region runs from base 274 to 3111 and encodes 945 amino acids. The transcript is spliced from 5 exons.